CAAGCGCUACUGCUUUCAUUUUUUUCAUACGUACGUUUGACAUUUAUUUGGCAUGUAUUUGUGCAAAGUGCGUGUUUGUUAUGGUGUUUAAACAUUCCACGGUGUAUUGUAGGUGUAAUUCAUCGCCCGAGUGCUUAAUAAUCCAAAAGUUCGAAUUCGAUUAGUCGUAGUGGACCAUGUUCAUACCAUAACCUUACAUUUUUGACAAAUGGGGGCACACAAUGAAGCAUUCGAAACCCACCGUUUUUGAAGCUCUUGCAUAAAUUGUAGCCAUAAAAGUAGAGUACUUGAGUGUGGGUUUACUGCUUCAGUGUUCGUUUCGAUUAUUCAUACUUGUAAACAAAGCUGUAAGGAAAAAAGACCGACUUUUGCGGAUUUGUGUCAUGGGUUUUGCGGGUUCGUGUGCACCCAGUGUGGAUAUUUUCGGUUAAAAGGGUAUGCAGAGUUGGUGUUAAAUUUAUUUACAGCAAAAUUUAGUGGUUUUGGUGAUGUUUUAGAACGGUGCCAGAGCGCUCAAAAAGGUGGGGUUGUGGUAUUUGGCAUGGUCCUAUAGUCGAGCUCAAGAUUUAAAUAACGCCGCGAUAAAAUUAACACAAUACAAAAAUUCACUUAAUGUGUUCCACUUAGCCGCGAUAUUCACCUCUAUCUGGCUCUUCACUCAACAAGCAUGAUAGAAAAAAAUCAUGCACUUUGAUAAAUAUGUAAUCCAUCUCAGUUAUCUUCAAAUCGUGCGUAAAACCUAGUGCAAAAAUGGGACCUACUUAGCCCCACGCCGAAAAUGUGAAAUGCCCAUCUUGACUGAGUGAAGUCAUGUGGACAGUUAUUCUCUCGGGGUGCAUUUCGGUAACUUUAGUAAUGUCGCUGGCGUUCUGUCUGUGUUGGAGGAAGAAGUCGCCCAAAAAUGACUUGUUAGGGCUUGAUGGCAUGGUUAUUCAAAAGAACCCUGACGAAAAUGUUAAUCACUUGCCCUCUGCUGCACCGUGUGUUGUUGAAGGCGUGAAUGCUACUGCAGCUAGUACUGACAUUAUUGAAUCUAAUAGGAGAAACGUUCCCGCCAGCACGACCCGACGCAGCCUUCCCGACAUCCCCUCGGAACAAGGAGCCGCCGUCAACUGGGAACCCACCGGCGACAACUCCUCCGAGCAUUACGCCACAGUGGGUCAGUUCCAGAACGCCAAAAGACACACCACACACAACGGCAUCGAAACGCGGCCUAGCAUCUCCCAGCACAGCUCCAUUAGCCAAGCCGACGACACCUCCUCCCCGUACGAGAAGGUCAAAUACGACAAAAUCAAAUCCAAAGAACACCCCUACGCGCAGCUGCAGCCCACCACGAGCCGGCAAGCCGUCCUGGAGGAGGCGAAGCUCGGCUGCGAAGAACGAACGAGUUUGUUGAGACCUGAUGGAUCGAGUACGUCCUCGGAGCCGUCAGCUCCACCCAGAUCUCGAAGAUCAUCCGCCCAUAGCGGGUUGGGUGUGGAUAUUCCAGCUGCGUCGGCUGUGGCUGGAGGUAUCGCCGCUAGUCCAGAAUUGCCUUACAUGACGCCGCCCGUUACGCAACCUAAUUUUAGUGGGGAUUCACAGGAUUCUUCCAAGGGGUACACGAGUAUUAGCGUCCGAGAGCCCUUGGCGAAUAUCAUGGCGCAAACGAAAGAAUUGAAUAAGAAGAGGGAUGUGGAUCAGCAUUAUUCGACGGUGUCUGAUGAUUCAGACGAUGUAUACACCACAAUCCCGGACCCAAACAACCAAAUUUACACUAGCGAAAGCGAAACGUACGCCCGAAUCCCCGCCCACCCCAUUACCGUGGAAGCCGAAGUCAACCCUGCCCCCAGCAGGUCCACGGAAAACGAAUUCUACGAACCCAUCCCCCAACCGCCGCCCCUCAACACCACCUUCAAACAAGGAGGCGGCCACUCGCACUCCAGACAAGCGUCAUCUUCAAGUUCCAUCGCCAAUAUAGGGUCCCCCAAACCCGAGAAACGCCAAGCUAACUCACCACUGCCCCCACCACCGCCAGGUUUGAGUUACGAUUUUCAAGUACAACGAAACGUCGACGAUUUAUAUGCAAAAGUGCAUAAAAACAAAAAGAAGGAGGAGUCGGAUGGGGAGAAGACGCCGGAAAAGGGGAAAAGAAACGGGGAUAACACCAGUAGAAAGUCGGUGUCCAGUUGUAGUUCGUCUGAAGAACGAAAAAUUCAAGAACAAAGACACAAGGAACAUAAUUAUGAAACCUUGAGGAAGAUGAAUCGGGAUUGUAGUGACCCGGGGUACGAGAAAAUCCGGCACGAGGAGCCGGGGUAUGCCAGUAUUAACGGUCCCGAGAGCAUCACCAGCUCCGACCCGGGGUACGAAGUCCUGAAGCAGAGGCCGCUCCCGGAGGUGGACCCCAACUACGAGGAGCUGCAGCACCGGAACUCCAACGCGAGCGACUGCGCCGGCUACUCCAAGGUCAAGUACAACAACGCCGCCCCCGACGGCUACUCCGUCGUCCACAAGGCCAGUAAGAGCGACGACAAGUCCAGGACGUCGAGCAGCUACGGCAGCAACUCGCAGGAGUUCAGCUUGGACGAGCCCAACUACGAGAGCAUGCCGAGCGAAUCGCUGAGCUCCGAGCACAACUACGCGGCCUUGAAGUCGGGCAGCGAGUCCGACCCGAACUACGAGUCGGUCAACCCGAACUACGAGAGCGUGCGGGAGCUGGAGGAGCCGCCGUACGAGCGCAUGAACGACGACUCCAAGGAGCGGGAUCUCAGGGGGUACGAGAACAUCGACACGUCGGAGAGCUCGAACGGGGACGGCAGGUCGCAGCGCUCGGGCCCGCCGUACGAGCACCUGACCGAGACGGACUCGGAGGUGCCGGGCUACGAGCGGGUGAAGAACGCGUCGUCGAGCGAGUCGACGAGCGAAUCGAAUCACGCGAAGGCCGCGAGCAACGCGACUCACCUGCUCGAGGAGGACGCGAUUUUUCAAGUUUAAAAUUCAGUAUUGUGCCUACAAGAUGGUGCUACGUUUUUAUACCGAUUCGUGUUUUUAUAUGGUGAUAUAGAGUUAUAGGUUUUUCAAUUUUUAAGAGUCGACUAGAGUAGCUGAGUUUGAGUAGGGUUUUUUUGAUGUUGUGAUCUUUGAAUAGGUAGAGUUUUUUCUCGAGGAAGGCGAGGCCGUUAUACGUAUUUAGAAGUCGUGGGUUACUUUUUUUUAUUUGUCUUCCACAUGGUUUUUUACAUUCAUGCCUUGUGCCAAAUAGUUUGCACAUAUUUUGUCUUAUGUGUUUACAAUAGACUGCUUUUACAUAACUAAUUUAGUUACAAAAUUGUUGCAAUAUUAAAGAUUAAUAUAUUUAAAACUUUAUUUAUAUUUUAUCUAUUUAUUAUGUAAUAUUUUUUAAUAAAACUGUUUUUUAAUAAAGUGAGAA
Messenger RNA from Zophobas morio, 3412 nucleotides. RefSeq lists its product as uncharacterized. Lineage: Eukaryota; Metazoa; Arthropoda; Insecta; Coleoptera; Tenebrionidae. The transcript has 8 exons. The record is from RefSeq and is a predicted model, not a curated record. Bases 811 to 2976 code for a protein of 721 amino acids.